AUGGCGGUCUUCGAGUUUCGUCGAAUGCCAAGUCAAGUCUUGACCGUCUCGCGGCAGCUAGAUACACAAGUGCAUACAGAGUCUUAUACACUGGGGUCUGAUGAACAGUGGCAAGAGUGGUUAGACCAGAAACAUCCACAGUCGCAGCCGGGAGCUACAAGCAGUAUCAACUUGAUGGCUCAGAGUAGGUUCCCCGACGGUGCGCUGGUAUCAUAUCUACCGUUCUCGAAGUCGAUAUUCCGACAGAUCAUCGGCUGCUUCCAAGUGCACGGCUCGAUUGCCCGCGUCAUCAACAGGAAUACAAACUGCGCCUUCACAAGGAAGAAGCAGUCGUGGGACUCGUCAUCAGGCGCGCGAUAUAUAGUCUACAACUGCCGAUCAGCCGCAUCCUGGCCGGGCGACCUGGCCCUAUCAGUGACCUUCUUCCCAGAGACCCUGGCCACAAACGCAAUCCUGUACGGCUGCGACGAAGCAACAGCAGCCCAGAUAGCCAAGCGUCUGUCCCUGUCCGAGCUUGGCGACUUCCACCCCAUGGUUCUGCCGACCAUCUUCGCCGAGCUGGAGCGCAACAGACAGGUGGCGCUGGUGCAGGAGAAGCUCACGCAGCUCAUCCAGCGGAUCAUCGACAUCGGGUCCAACGCCGCCAUCGCAGCAAGCGCAGACGGCAAAGAAGACGGGUGCUCGGUGUCAUCGUCUUCGGUAGACAAGCCGUCGAUGAUCCUCUGGGUCGAGAUCAGCCACCUGCGCAACGGGCUACUGGCGUUCAGGAAGAAAAUGGUGGACAUGGUCGCGCAUGUCGACGAACUCCAGGACUCGCUAUUCGGCACGAGUACUGGUACCAACGCCAGUGGGUUUCCUGGCAUGGAACCGCGGCGACUGCAGGGCCUGAGGGACUCGGGGGCGCAGAUCAGGGAUCGACUGCAGGAGCUUGUGGAUGAGUACGACGAGCAUAUCCGGGACUGCUCGACGAUGAUCGAUGGGAUGAACAUCGCCUCGCAGUUGGAAUGGAACCAGAUCGGCCGCCGGGACGCGCGGACGAACCUGGACAUCGCCAACAAUAACCUGCAGGUGGCACAGCGCGCCCGGCGCGACAGCAAGCUGAUGAAAUCGAUCGCCAUGCUGACCAUGAUCUUUCUGCCGGGGACCUUCGUUGCGACACUUUUCUCCAUGGGUUUUUUCAGUUGGGAGGGUGGGACUGGCAGCGGCAUGACGGUCUCGUCCGAUAUAUGGAUAUAUGUGCUGGCGACUGUACUGGUGACGUCGAUGACGCUUGGGUCGUGGUAUCUUUGGGCGCUUCGGCGGAAGGAGGUGGGCGAUGUUGAGAAACAGAUGGCUACUGGAUAG
Molecule: messenger RNA, 1344 nt
Organism: Anthostomella pinea
Lineage: Eukaryota; Fungi; Ascomycota; Sordariomycetes; Xylariales; Xylariaceae
Source: the annotation of a GenBank genome assembly